CCCCCCCACCUUGCCUCUCGCACCCUCCCCCUCGCCGUCCGCCCCCCUCCCCUCCGAGCGGCGGCCGCCCACUUUCCACUCCGUCAGGAGGUCAACUGCGUCCGCUUCCGCCUCCGCCUCUGCCUUCCUUUUUCAGCCAUGCGCAUCACCGUGGACAAGAUCAGCGCCAAGGUGGGCCGGGUCAUCGAUCCCCGUACCGAGCGUACCCUGAACCUCGCUGGAAAGCAAAUCACCGAGGUUGGCUCGCUUAAAGCGUUGACCAGCCUCGUGCGGCUUGAUCUGUCUUCCAACCAGAUCACCAACUUCAAGGCCCUGCGUGGCUUGCUGGAGCUGAGCAAGUCCCUGCGCUUCCUCAGCCUCGAGGGCUGCCCCGUCACCCAAGUGUCCGGCUACCGGUACUACCUGAUUGCCCACUUGCCAAACUUGGCCAGCCUAGAUGACAAGGAAAUUACCCCGAUGGAGCGGUCCAACGCCGUGGCAGCAUACUCCGGAAACAAGCGCACGGCUCCCUCUCUGGCUCCCAGUGUCAGCACCUCGUUUGAUGACGAUUGCGAUAUUUUCUCCACGCGGUCAUCGGCCGCCGCGUCGCCCACUGACAUCGGGGCGGCCCUGCGGGCGCCGGCCGACGGGGUGGCCUCGCCCACUGGCGCUGCCGCCGGUCGCCCGGCCGAGCAGCAAGUGACCCCGGCCGCGGCUGCUGCUGUCUCGGCCGCGGCCCAGGUGUCUGCCAAUGAGGCGGCCGCUGCGCUGGCUCGACCAGCUGUCACCCCGGCCGCGGCGGCCACCCCGGCCCCGGGCACCGCUGGUGUCCGCAUUCGUCGAACCACCAUCAACAGCAUGUUCCGGGGCGACUCGGAUGAGGACGACUUCAUCUUCAAUUCGCAGCCGGCUCCCGUGUCGACCCGGCGCUCCGCCUCGCGGACGGUCAUCCCCGCAGAGGCGCCCACUCCCGGGCCGCCCGCCCAGGAGGAACGCCCUGCUGCCCGGCCACCGGCUCGCCCUCGGCCCGUCGCCCCGCGGCCAUACUCCUCAACGGCCCCAAGCACCAGCCCAGGGACCCCAGUCACCUCUCAUAUGCUCCCUACAACGGCCGUUUCUGCCUCCGCCGAUGAGAUCCCCUCGGCCACUAUCCGCCUUCCGCUGUCGGCCGGACGAAUCAUCAUCGAGCCUGCAUCGAGCCCGGGCAGUGGCGCAACAGCUGCCUCUCCGCCGGCCUCCCCUCCGACCAUUCCCCCGCGCCGAACCGUCCCCGCUACCCUGGCCCCGACUCCGACGCCUUAUGUGCCCACCUCGGCCCCGGCCCCGGCUCCGGCUCCGGCUCCAGCUCCGGUGCAGACUCCGACGGUGGCCACGGCUCCAGCUGCGGCCCCGAUGCAUGCUGCCACCUCCGCCCCGGCACCAAGCGCGGGUCUCGAAUCCAAGCCCUCGGUCAAUCCGAUCUUCAACUUGCCCGACACUCUGGACGACUCGCCGCCGGUACCCGUCCAAAGCAACCCCUGGGAGACGGCCACCGUGUGUCCGGAUUUGCUGGCUCUCGACCGCCAGCAGGCCGCCCAUGCCGAGGCGAAGGCCCAGUCUCUGCACAUCGACGACCCGUGGUCCAAGCCAGCUCCCGAGCUUGAGCCACUGCCCGCUUCUCUUGUGCCGCCUCCCGAGCCGGAGCCGCUCCCAUUGCCGGAAUCUGUCCUGGUCCCCGAAGCUGUGCCGGCCGAUUCUCUCCCUCUUCCGGUGGAUAUUUCCCCCUGGGCCCUGCCCACCCCGGCCCCGGCGCCUGAGCCGGAGCCCUCCUCCAGCCAGGACAUCUUCAACCCGUGGCUGGCACCGACGGCCGUUGCUGCUGCUGCUCCUGUUGCUGCUGCUGCUGCUGCUACUGGCCCAAUUGUCGGGGAGAACCCUGUUCACGACCUGCCGGCCAGCUAUGAUGCCCCGGCUGCCUUCGAUGUUCCGAUUAGCUAUGCUCCCCCUGUCGGCCUCGAUGCGCCGAUGGUCUUUGAUGCGCUUCCCUCCUCGGGCGAUCUUUUUGGAUCAAGCAUGCCCACCUAUGAUCCUCUUGGCUUUGGCGGGACGCAUUCGACCGUUCCGGCCCCGGCUACUCCCGGGUCAGACGCUGCUCUUUUGGAUCCCUGGUCAACUGGCACCAGCGCUCCUGCCUUUGUGGAUCCCGGCGCAUCGGCAUGGGCCUCGGCAUCUGACAAUAGUCUCUUUGGCGGGACCAUCGCCUCCGACGACAUUCCAAGCGGCUCUUCCUCCUCCCUCAGCACCGCACUGGAUAACCUCUCCUUGGCCACACACUCCCCGUGGUAG
Molecule: messenger RNA, 2304 nt
Organism: Fonticula alba
Lineage: Eukaryota; Rotosphaerida; Fonticulaceae
Exons: 5
Coding region: 139-2304 (721 amino acids)
Biological process (GO): mRNA splicing, via spliceosome
Molecular function (GO): U2 snRNA binding; protein binding
Source: RefSeq, a predicted model, not a curated record